Messenger RNA from Conger conger (European conger), 3021 nucleotides. RefSeq names its product REST corepressor 2-like. Gene Ontology annotation, biological process: regulation of transcription by RNA polymerase II; negative regulation of DNA-templated transcription. Gene Ontology annotation, molecular function: transcription corepressor activity. Lineage: Eukaryota; Metazoa; Chordata; Actinopteri; Anguilliformes; Congridae. The record is from RefSeq and is a predicted model, not a curated record. The transcript is spliced from 13 exons. Gene Ontology annotation, cellular component: histone deacetylase complex; transcription regulator complex. Bases 352 to 2016 code for a protein of 554 amino acids.
GAGUGCUGAGGCUCCCCGGCACAGUCACCCUUUACGCACGCUUUAUGCUAGAGAUUUCAUUGUGCGAGUAUUAUAGUAGUGUGGAAGGUAGUUGGAAUUAAACUAUUGUGCAUUUCAUGUGUGCAUGCUUUUUCUGCGCUACGGGGCAUGUUUUGACUACUGAGCCAAGUUUUAUAUCGGACAACAAUAACUCGAAGGGAAUAUGCUGUUUAAAAUGGGCUAAGUGAAGCUAGCCUAGCUAGCGUCGCUAACGCGAAUAGAAGAACUUAAAGCUUAAAAACAAAAGGAUUCAAACUUAUCACAACAGGCUGCCAUCCGAAGGAGACAGGAGGGAGGAUAGAAAAGGGCACCAUGCCGUCAGUAAUGGAACGUUCAGGUUCUGGUGUGCUGUCCCGUAGCAGAGCCAAAACCGUCACCAACGGCAGUAGCCAGCAUUCCGAGGAGGAGAGCAGCGAUGAGGAACAUACACAUGACAGUAUGAUCCGAGUUGGGGGAGACUACCAAGCCCAGAUACCUGAAUAUAAACCUGACAGCCCAGCUCGAUACGCUGAGAAGGAUCACAGAGGCAUGUUGGUGUGGUCGCCCAACCAGCUGGUGACUGAUGCAGAAUUGGAUGAAUACAUUCUCAUGGCAAAAGAGAAACAUGGAUACAAUAUGGAACAGGCUCUCGGCAUGCUUCUCUGGCAUAAACACGAUGUGGAGAAGUCUCUGGCCGACCUGGCCAACUUCACCCCCUCGCCUGAGGAGUGGACGGUGGAGGACAAGGUGCUGUUUGAGCAGGCCUUCAGUUUCCAUGGCAAGAGCUUCCACCGCAUACAGCAGAUGUUGCCUGACAAGCUGAUCUCCAGUCUGGUGAAGUACUAUUACUCGUGGAAGAAAACUAGAAUGCGCACCAGCGUCAUGGACCGACAGGCUCGACGACUGCUGAGCAAGAGGGAGAAAGAGGACAGCAAUGAGGAUGCAGAGGAGGCAGACGCAGGCAGCGACAGCGACUUUGAGAUCGACACCAAGAAAGAGACUCCGAAACCGAGUAUAAGCACUAGAGGAGGGGAGAAGGCCAGCUCUGGGAGGCCGGGCCCGGUGCGGAAGGAAAGCCUGGGGUCGCAGUACAGACACCACCCCCUCCGCGCUCGUCGACGCCCCCCAAAGGGCAUGCACCUCAUCCAGGAGGACCUCACCUCGCUUUCUGCCAGUCCUGACACGGGGGCAGUGUCUCUGAAACAGCUGGACACACAGCUGGUGUCGCUUAAGAGACAGGUUCAGAGCAUCAAGCAGAUGAACAGCAGUCUGAAACGUGACCUGGAGGAAGGGAUAGACACCCUGCGCCCAACUGAGCCUGCUCCCAAGAUCAACUCCCGCUGGACCACCGAGGAGCAGCUUCUGGCUGUACAGGCCAUCAGGCGCUACGGCAAAGAUCUGGCAGCUAUCGCCGAGGUGAUUGGCAACAAAACCAUCCCGCAAGUGAGCUCGUUCUUCGUCAGCUACCGGCGGCGCUUCAACCUGGACGAAGUGCUGCAGGAGUGGCAGGCGGAACAGGAAGUGCACCAGGGGCAUGCCGGGAGCCCUGAGGACGUGAAGGAUCUGGCCGGGGCUAGAGGAAGAACGCUGUCCGCAGGAAACGGCAGUGCUGAAGACGAGGAGUUGCCAAUGACCGUAGAGACUGAGGCCACAUCAGCUCCCACUGGUACCAACAUCAGUAACUUCAGCACAAACCAGGGACCCCCUUCCCUGUCCCAGCCCCCACCUCUGCUUCGCCCCACUCCUCCUUUAGCCCCUCCUAGCCUGCACAGACAGCCCCCGCCCCUGCAGACUCGCCCAAUCCAAACCCGCGCCCCUCACAAUCACCCACCUCCACCGCUGAUCCGCCCCGCGGUUGCAUCCUCCCGCCACCAGGGGCUCCGAAACUCCCUCAGCUCCAUUUCAACUUCUGGCUCCUUGUCGUUGUCCACUUCUUCCUCGGGUCAGUUGCCACCAUCCCUAGUGGGACUGAAGGUGGAACAACCACAUUCUCACUAAGAAUCUUAGGCAACCAAGGGCUGUAGACAGUACCCACAGGCACACUUGUUUUUGCUACAUGGUGAGGACACCCACACAGACACACACAUUGCAGAUGUUGUGAGAAUAGUGAGGUGUGUGAGAGAGUACUACUGAUACCAUUUUCUCCCCCCUACUAGUGAGUGCAGGGGUCUGCAACCCUGGUCCUGGAAAGCUGCAAGGUCUGCUCGUCUUAAAAUGAGUAACAAAUUCAGACUUAAGUUUGAGUUAACUGUAUAAUCAACCGUAAAAUGGAUAAAGUGCUGAGUAACAGCAAAAAAAGAGCAGACGCUCUGUGGCUCUCCAGAAACAAGGUUACAGACCCCUGCCAUAGACAUAGACAGACUCCUCUGAACAGAACAUAUGUAUGGACAGAAAUACCCAAGUUAACAUAACACAUUGAAUCUUUCUCCCAGCACAGCUAUACACACGCUGCCUCAUGAUACAUCACCCAUGGUAAAGCAUUCUCCUCAACCAUUGGCUAAACAUUUAGCGUUCGGGAUGACACAAUGCUGAAAACUCAAACUGUGACCUCAGGUGAACCCUCUCCCAGUCUUCUGGCAUACAAGCAGCUGCUCUGUGCAGUGAAGUGUUUGGAUUGGACUACCUUGAUAGGGUAGCUUCUUGACAUGUUCAGCCCCCUGCUCGUCUCCAUGGCAACAUUGGGAUUGUGAGAAUGCAGGUAGGCAAGCAGAGUAAUGUGGAGAGACGAUGUGCUCAUCUUUCUGGACAGCAGUCAGUCUGACCAAAAGUCGGAGGGGAAGAGGUGACCUGUGUAGUCAUGCACAGUCAUUUAUGAUUUAGCAGGUUACUGAGAGGAAAACAGAAUAGCUGCUUUUUUUACUUGUAGUUUAGAGUAGGAUUAAGCACUAAAACGGUAAAAUACUUGACAGUUUUUUGACAUGUUUAAACAUGCAGGCACUGAAAACUGCAAAAGCGAACACUGGCACUAGGAAAAAAAUAGAACGAGAAAUUUCCCCCUCUGUA